Molecule: messenger RNA, 1698 nt
Organism: Penicillium cinerascens
Lineage: Eukaryota; Fungi; Ascomycota; Eurotiomycetes; Eurotiales; Aspergillaceae
Exons: 2
Coding region: 1-1698 (565 amino acids)
Biological process (GO): transmembrane transport
Cellular component (GO): membrane
Molecular function (GO): transmembrane transporter activity
Source: RefSeq, a predicted model, not a curated record
AUGGAGCCAGCUGGCGAAGCUGACGAGUUUGACCUCCCAGGUGUGCAGCAAGAGGGGCCCAGACAAAAAUACCAACAAAACCCAGGCCAUGAACACGAGCAGAUACCCCUCCUCAACCACCUGCCCUCUUUACAUGAUGUUGAAAAUGAUGAUUACGCACAAGACUUUGCCCAUCUGCCUUGGUACCGUCGACCCUCAAUCGAAUGGAUCUUAGUUCCCUAUCUCGUCCUGGCCCUGAUCUAUGGCGGCAUCAUCUCCCCGAAGAUCAACCUCAUCGUCGACCUAGUCUGUCGACAAUACUAUUCCGUGCACCGUCUCGCAGACCCUAGCUCCGUGCUUACUAUCCCGAGCGCCUUCGACGAUGGCGCCCAUGACCUAUGUCGCACUCCCGAAGUCUCCCAAAGAGUCUCCCUCUUCAUGCUGAUAGGAGACCUGCUCGGUGCUAUCCUUCCCGCCAUAGUCAGUCCUCGUUUGGGCGCGUUGUCGGAUUUGUACGGCCGGAAGCCCAUUUUAAUCAUAGGCAGCCUCGGAUCUAUGUGCGGCGAAAUCGUCACCAUCCUCGCCGCUUCCUACCGGGACACCAUCAAUGUCAAUUGGAUGCUUCUCUCGUUUUUCCUGGAGGGCAUAACCGGCUCUGCUAUCCUGGCCAUGGCCAUGGUGAACACUUAUGCCACCGACUGCGUCCCUGCCCAUCGCCGCAGCACGGCUUUCGGCUACUUCAAUGGCUGCACGUGCAUAGGCAUUGCACUCGGUCCCAUUUUGGCGGGCUACGUUGUGGAGUGGUCGGGCAGCAUCGUCACCGUGUUCUGGAUCAUGCUGGGCGUCCAUGUCUGCUGUGCUCUGUUCGUGCUCUUCUUCGUCCCCGAGUCAGUCUCUAAGCGUCGCCGGGAAAAGGCACUGGAGAAGGCAGCACUGGCCAAGACAGCUCGUCGGGAUGGGCCUUCUUCCAUGCAAUACCUCAACCCAUUGACUCUGCUCGAGCCACUCAAGAUCCUGUAUCCCACGGGCCCUGGCAGUACUCCCGCCCUGCGACGGAACCUCGUGGUAUUGGCUGCCAUGGACGCCAUCAUGUUCGGGGUCGCCAUGGGGAGCGCCAAUGUCUUGUUGAUCUACGUCAACUACCAGUUCGGCUGGGGGACCUUCGAAUCGGGUCGAUACCUGACUAUUGUAAACAGUACGCGAGUGGCCUUUCUGAUGGUCAUAUUGCCUGCCAUCACCCACUUCGCACGCGGCCGGGGGUACGGCCGGGCUGCAUCCAACGAAGGCAGCGACUUGUUUGACCUCAGCAUCAUGCGGAUCGGCAUUGCCCUCGAAACCUCGGGCUGGGUCGGGUACAGCCUGGCAGGCCGAGGUGAACUUUUCACAUUUUCCGGCGUCGUCGGAGCAGCAGGCAGUGUCUCGUCCCCGGCCUUGCAAUCGGCACUCACCAAACACGUGCCGUCGGACCAGACGGGACAGCUCCUGGGUGCUAAUGGACUUCUUCACGCCUUGACGCAGAUCGUCGCGCCUGUCAUCUUCAAUGCCGUAUUCGCGGCGACCGUGGGCAAGUUCACGCAGGCCGUCUUUGUUUGUCUGGCCGCUACGUUUGGUGCAGCUUUCGUCAUCAGCUGGCUUGUCAAGCCUCAUGUAUACUACGAUGCGGACGAGGCUUUUACCUCCAUCUCGGGAUCAACGACAAACGCGGCGUCUGCGGAAUGA